AUGCCUGCUAAAGAAAGGGACAAAGGCAAAACACAAACAAACGAAGAGGGAAAUAGAUUAGAUACAGAAAAUACACGAACAGGAGAACGGGGAACACUGGAAAUACACGAUCUAUCGUUUGAUCUAAGUAAACAUAAUGAAAACUGCCUCAAAGUUGCAUUUGUGUUCAUGAGUACAUGUGUUGUAGCAGCUACACUCGUUGUAUUCUUUGAUGGUUUGUUUCUCAUUGUGGACGAUGUUACGACAAACAGUAAAUGUCCGUUGGAUGGCGAGAUGGAUUGUUACAGUAGGAACAACACGUAUUUUUUUUGUAAUUCCUCUGAUACACAAAUUGAUGCCUCGUUAGGCAGCCUAACAUGUUAUCGAUGGCUCAAAGAUGGUACUUCAACGGUUGAUAUACUGAAUCAAGUUGGCCUCUGCGCUGGUCUCAUUCAAGCCUUCGGAUGGUUGGUUAAUCUGUUUCUACGUUUCCUAUUUUAUGUAUUUGAGGCACGAAAACCUGUCAUAGAUCCAUUUAUCGAGAACUCUAAGUGGUGGUUAACAUUCAAACGUAAAUAUAAACAUCCCAGAUUAUUGAUUUGCUGGAAUAUUAAUUCAGUUAUCUUUGCCAUCGUCGGCUUCCCGACUGUGCUAUUCAUUCCAAUAUUUGCUGAGUAUGUUACAGCAAUAACUUUAUCCAUUUUACUAGCUGCAUUUUUUAUUUCUGCCGUGGCACUUAUUAUAUUUCUUGCUGGUACGUUUGCAACUGCUCUCUCCACGUCUAGUGUGUCACCCUAG
This is a messenger RNA of Didymodactylos carnosus, 777 nucleotides long. Lineage: Eukaryota; Metazoa; Rotifera; Eurotatoria; Philodinida; Philodinidae. The record is from the annotation of a GenBank genome assembly.